AUGAAUCUGUUCCAGUCUAUAACAAGUGCCUUGGAUAACACUCUAGCUAAGGAUCCAACCGCAGAUGAGGCUGCUAAAUACCGUUACCGCUCUGAGAACCUGUUUGACUAUGGGAGUUUGACAAUCCGAGCACCCUGGGGUUUUUUGGUCCAUGGAUCCCUAUACCACUCCCAGAGUCCAGAGGCCUUCUUUGCACAUUGUCCUGGAGUUAAGAUUGUUAUUCCAAGAAGCCCAGUUCAAGCUAAAGGGCUGCUGCUAUCGUGCAUUGAAGACAAGAACCCCUGCAUAUUCUUUGAGCCAAAAAUCCUUUACAGGGCUGCAGUUGAACAGGUCCCUGUGGAACCCUACCACAUCCCCCUGUCUCAUGCUGAGGUGUUGCAAGAGGGAAGCGAUGUUACACUUGUUGCCUGGGGCACUCAGUCGGUUGCAAAGACUGGGAGACUUUUGGUCAGCCAUGAAGCUCCAGUAACAGGCAGAUUUGCAGCUGAGAUAAGUUCUACAGUCCAGAUGGUUGGAUGCACUUUUGAAUGAGUCACUCAGAAAUAAAGAGGUUUGUGGUGAGCCAGAGCCUAACCCGGCAGACAUAGGGGUGCAAGGCGGGACUACACCCUGGAAGGGACACCAGUCCAUCGCAGGGCAACUAAGGGAGAAUUUAGAGAGACCAAUCCACCUAGCCAGCAUGUCU
Messenger RNA from Acipenser ruthenus (sterlet), 685 nucleotides. Its product is annotated as 2-oxoisovalerate dehydrogenase subunit beta, mitochondrial-like. Gene Ontology annotation, molecular function: catalytic activity. The transcript has 7 exons. NCBI's taxonomy places the organism in Eukaryota, Metazoa, Chordata, Actinopteri, Acipenseriformes, Acipenseridae. The coding region runs from base 1 to 531 and encodes 176 amino acids. The record is from RefSeq and is a predicted model, not a curated record. Gene Ontology annotation, biological process: response to nutrient; branched-chain amino acid catabolic process.